CCGGCUCUAGACCAGACAGCCGGCUAGCGAACCUCGAGACUUUCCGAACGACGCAUGCCCCUUCAAAACAUACCAAAGAGGCUCCUCUCUCCUCGACCAACCUGUCGCCGGCAGUUGAUAACCGACCUCCAUGCCGCGCGCACGACGCUCGCUCGCGCCAUUACCAAACGCAUCUUCAGUGAAGUGAUCGAACUUUUUCGAGCUCUUGGACAUCCGUUUUUGAAAUUCGAACUAGAUAGUGACGUUUUGAAAGCCGUGUUUUGUUUUUAGCGGAAACUCGUGGUGUUGAAGUUUAGUUUUUUACGAGAUGUUUUCUUUUUCGGAGCCGCGGAGGCUGUGGAUGUGAAAACUGGAUAAGGCGGUCCGGAAGAGGUCAGCCGGCGCAGCUUACUUCCGCAACAGGUAUAACAUACUAUCAUGGCAUGCCAAAUUGUGGAGUGUCAACAUAGAACCACGCGGAUUCGGAUGUACCUACCCCAAGAUUAAAGCUUGUUAGUAGCAGCAGCCCUAUGGUUGAAUAGUAUGAGUCUCCCAUGACGGUGAAGAAGGCGACCCGGAGCGGGGGCCGCGCGGCCGUGGUGGCGCGCCAGCGGCUGCACAACACGCACCAGCAGCUCGACAUCAUCACCAUCACCAGGCCCACUCCCAACUACAACACCGUCGUCGGAUUCAACGACAAGGACCAACUACAGCUACUCACUAAAGAAGAAACAACUGACGACAAAGCCAAAAACAAAGAAGCAAAAACGAUCAAAACGGAAAAUAUUCCAGUGGACGAUAUUAAUAGCUGCGUCAAUGUCGAAAACUACCCGAGUUGCGAUAACACUCUAGUCUUCUACGUAACCAAAAACUUUGUGAAGGAAGCCAUAGCGUUGAAGUUCGAAAACAAACAGGACUUCAAGAGAAUAUACUUCACGUACAAAUACUUCAAAAUGCGGAACCGGCUCACUAAUAACAACGCACCCAACUACGCUAGCACUGACAAUUUGUUCUCCAAAAAGAAGUACAGCGAUACAAUUAGUCAUAAGAAUAGGAAAAACAGCGUUGAAGACUACUUGUUUGAUAAGGGAGCGAAGACUGACUUCGACCUGAUGCACACCACAGACAACGAUGGCGUCACUCACAUAUCUAUCCACCAAAAAGGUUACAACUCCAGGUUCGACCAGCCAAUGAGUCUGAUAGGGAUCCGAGGGGAGAUAAAAGACAUCUCUGAAAUAGACAGCAUAAUCUACACUGAUGUGGAAGUACCAGCGAAGCCGGAACGGAAGCGUCUGUUUCAGAAGAACAAGGCAAAAGCGCCUUUACCCCCAUCGAAAGACGGUAAAGUGUUGAAAGGGGAGUACGUGAGAGUCAACGUAGAGAGGAGUCCAGACCUAAUCCCGAAGGAGAGCAAGACCAGCCGGGUGCCCGAUAUAUUGAUGUUCAGGGACUCGAAGACCAAACGGACGAGUCCAACUAGAAGUCUCUGGUCUGCUAGUAAUAAAGCGACUGCGGGCUACGAGUCUGACCGCGAGGAGUGGCGCAGCAGCCGCUCCCAGUUCUCCACCACGGCCUUCGACAGCCUCGCCCGCCCCACCAAGGCGGCCAUGGCUCUCACCCUCAGGAAACCCCAGAGGCUGGAUCCAGUACCACAGUACUACCGCAUCGGGGACAAGAUCCCGCCAGCACCCAUGACCUACCGGCCUAGUAACUACAUCCAGCGGCCGCCGCGGCUCCCGCGCCCCGCACCAGACGUGAAGCGGAGCCCUCUCAACACAGACCACAGGAAGUUCACCUCCUUACAGAACCUCGACCCAAAGAAACUGGCUGACAAGAAACAGAAUGACGUGAAAAAGAAUAACUACUCGAAUCUGAGUACCAGGAUAUCAGGACUGACGAGCAAGUUGCGCGACUUAGGGAAUCCUAAUAAUACGCUUGGAAGGUUUAAAGCGAACUCACACAAUGAUGUCGCGAAUCUAAAGCCGGUGCUGAAGAAUGUUCCAGACUCGAAGAGGCCUGUGGUGAGGACUUGCAGCGCGGAACCACCAAAGAAAGUGACUUUCAGUGCAUUCGCCACUGUUCAGGUUGUUUAAUGACCGCUCGGUUAAUAAGUGAUGGGAGUCGAAGCUGAAGGGGACAUAGAUAGGCACAUCAUAUCUGGAGGGUCACUCUAGG
Molecule: messenger RNA, 2154 nt
Organism: Plutella xylostella (diamondback moth)
Lineage: Eukaryota; Metazoa; Arthropoda; Insecta; Lepidoptera; Plutellidae
Source: RefSeq, a predicted model, not a curated record